Zeugodacus cucurbitae (melon fly) is the source of this 775-nucleotide messenger RNA. RefSeq lists its product as uncharacterized. The record is from RefSeq and is a predicted model, not a curated record. NCBI's taxonomy places the organism in Eukaryota, Metazoa, Arthropoda, Insecta, Diptera, Tephritidae. The transcript is spliced from 2 exons. The coding region runs from base 106 to 726 and encodes 206 amino acids.
CACUCUCUAAUUCCAAUACCUGACAAGCGUAUAGUUUCUAUAUAAAAGCCUGCGCCGACAUUUGAUUUUCAUUAACAAUUUUGUUAGCAAAGUAAACAAUUCAAAAUGAAAUUAGCUGUCUUCGCUCUCGUUCUUGGACUCUGCCUCGCAGUCAAUGCAGCCAGUGUGGACUACUCCGUCGAGGAUCAGGAGGUUAACGAUUUCUCUCCCUCGGAGUUAGCCGAUGAGAUCGAUGAUGCUUUCGUUUUCAGCGUGUUCGGAAUUUUGAAGCCAACUAUCAAAGCCAGCCUUCGCACACUGAAAGGUGUACAUUGCACCAUCGAAAGAGUCAUUAGCAUUCGUGCAGCUGGCAUUAAUUUCUUGAACGCCUUUAAGGAUUGCAAUAGCGCCGCCUUUAAGGACUUGAAUGCGCUCAUAAAUCAAGUCCAAACUGUGGUCUACACUUGCAAUGAUAUUGUUAACUUGAAUGAGAAUGUCUGCAAUAACAGUGACUACAACGAUGAAGCUGAUGGCCAGAAGAAGACAUCAAAAAGUUGCUUCGUUAAGUUGGUGAGCAAGAUGGUAACACUGAAGAAGCAGAUCGGCAAAAGCAUUACCCUAUCCAAGAAGUUGUCCUCCACUCCUGGAGCUUAUGGCACAUGCAACAUGAAUGCUGUUGGUGAUUUGAUCUCCGUAUUCACUGAAUUCCCCACCUUCGUCAAGGAGUGCUCGAAAUUGACCAGUUAAAUAUACAGUAAAUUUUAGUUUCACGAAAUAAAUAUCGAAAGCAUGCAAA